Messenger RNA from Pseudogymnoascus destructans, 444 nucleotides. RefSeq lists its product as uncharacterized. The transcript is spliced from 2 exons. Gene Ontology annotation, cellular component: membrane. NCBI's taxonomy places the organism in Eukaryota, Fungi, Ascomycota, Leotiomycetes, Thelebolales, Thelebolaceae. Gene Ontology annotation, biological process: transmembrane transport; carbohydrate transport. Gene Ontology annotation, molecular function: carbohydrate:proton symporter activity. The record is from RefSeq and is a predicted model, not a curated record. Bases 1 to 444 code for a protein of 147 amino acids.
AUGUCAGUCGGGUCUAUCUGCGCGCUCCCAGUCGUCCCAUAUACCGCCGAUAUCCUCGGCAGACGUUGGGGUAUCAUUAUUGGCUGCACGAUUAUGAUUCUCGGUGUUGUUCCCCAAUCUAUUGGUAUCAACUUGAAACUGCUCACUGCGUCCCGUUUUUUCGUCGGUUUCGGUGUGGCCAUUGCUCAUGGAGCUCCCCUCUUUCUUGUUGCGGUGCUUGUCCACCCCCACAACUGUACCUGGUAUUUCGGUAGCAUUGUUGCAUCACGGACUGCAUUCGGUACAAACAAGCUGGGACCGGAUAAUAACUGGGCAUGGAGUAUCCCCACCAUCCUCCAGGCCCUGCCGUCCUGCCUCCAAAUGAUCUUUAUCUGGUUCGUGCCAGAGUCGCCACGUUUCCUUAUCGCCAAGGGAAAGCAUGAGCAAGCCUCAAAGUUCUGCUGA